CGGCUGCUGUCUGGGAGGGAGGCCGGGCAGGCGGCGGAGCUGCGCGGCGCGGCUCACAACCUGACGGGGAAGUGGUCCGGGCGUCCGCGGCUGACUGCCCCGUGGUGGACGGACGGACGACGGAGGCGGGAGGUGGGAGCCGAGCCGGGCGCCCGAGAAAGCUAGCGGGUCAGGCUCAGCGUCGGCGACCCUAGUCGGUCCGCUGAAUGAAGUGCCCGCCCCGCUGAGCCCGGAGCCCGGCGCUUUCCCCGCAAGAUGGACGGUUUCGCCGGCAGCCUCGAUGAUAGUAUUUCUGCUGCAAGUACUUCUGAUGUGCAAGAUCGCCUCUCAGCCCUUGAGUUACGAGUUCAGCAACAAGAAGAUGAAAUCACUGUGCUAAAGGCAGCUUUGGCUGAUGUUUUGAGGCGUCUUACAAUCUCUGAAGAUCAUGUAGCCUCAGUGAAAAAAUCAGUCCCAAGUAAAGGCCAGCCAGGCAUUCGAGAAGCUAUUUCCCUGUCCUGUAUAACCAAUGGGAGUGGUGCAAGUAGAAAACCAAGUCACACCAGCUCUGUUUCAAUCGCAAGAAAAGAAACUCUUUCAUCUGCUGCUAAAAGUGGUACAGAAAAAAAGAAAGAAAAACCACAAGGACAGAGAGAAAAAAAAGAGGACUCUCACUCUAAUGAUCAAAGUCCACAAAUUCGAGCAUCACCUUCUCCCCAGCCCUCUUCACAGCCUCUCCAAAUACACAGACAAACUCAAGAAAGCAAGAAUUCUACUCCCACCAAAAGCAUAAAACGACCACCAACAGCUGAAAAGUCACAUAAUUCAUGGGAAAAUUCAGACGAUACCCGUAAUAAAUUACUGAGGGCAGUUUCAACAUCAAAAUUAAUAUCAAAAGUUAUAAAAAAUGCAGACAAGCAUAAAGAUGUCAUCAUCAACCAAGCAAAAAUGUCAACCCGUGAAAAAAACAGCCAAGAAGGAGAAUAUGUUAAAAUGUUUAUGCGAGGUCGACCAAUUACAAUGUUCAUUCCUUCUGAUGUUGACAAUUAUGAUGACAUCAGAACAGAGCUGCCUCCUGAGAAGCUCAAACUGGAGUGGGUAUAUGGUUAUCGAGGAAAGGACUGUCGAGCUAAUGUUUACCUUCUUCCUACCGGGGAAAUCGUUUAUUUCAUAGCAUCAGUAGUAGUACUAUUUAAUUAUGAGGAGAGAACUCAACGACACUACCUGGGUCAUACAGACUGUGUGAAAUGCCUUGCUAUACAUCCUGACAAAAUUAGGAUUGCAACUGGACAGAUAGCUGGAGUGGAUAAGGAUGGAAGGCCCCUGCAACCCCAUGUCAGAGUGUGGGAUUCAGUUAGUCUAUCUACACUGCAGAUUAUUGGACUUGGAACUUUUGAGCGUGGAGUAGGAUGCCUGGAUUUUUCAAAAGCAGAUUCAGGUGUUCAUUUAUGUGUUAUCGAUGACUCCAAUGAACAUAUGCUUACUGUAUGGGAUUGGCAGAAGAAAUCAAAAGGAGCAGAAAUAAAGACAACAAAUGAAGUUGUUUUGGCUGUGGAAUUCCAUCCAACAGAUGCAAAUACCAUAAUAACCUGUGGUAAAUCUCACAUUUUUUUCUGGACCUGGAGUGGCAAUUCACUAACAAGAAAACAGGGAGUUUUUGGGAAAUAUGAAAAACCAAAAUUUGUGCAGUGUUUGACAUUCUUGGGGAAUGGAGAUGUUCUUACUGGAGACUCAGGUGGAGUCAUACUUAUAUGGAGCAAAACUACUGUAGAACCCACACCUGGGAAAGGGCCUAAAGGUGUUUAUCAGAUCAGCAAACAAAUCAAAGCUCAUGAUGGCAGUGUGUUCACACUUUGUCAGAUGAGAAAUGGUAUGUUAUUAACUGGAGGCGGGAAAGACAGAAAAAUAAUUCUGUGGGAUCAUGAUCUGAAUCCUGAAAGAGAAAUAGAGGUUCCUGAUCAGUAUGGAACAAUCAGAGCUGUAGCAGAAGGAAAGGCAGAUCAAUUUUUGGUAGGCACAUCACGAAACUUUAUUUUACGGGGAACGUUUAAUGAUGGCUUCCAAAUAGAAGUACAGGGUCAUACUGAUGAGCUUUGGGGUCUUGCCACGCAUCCCUUCAAAGAUUUGCUCUUGACAUGUGCUCAGGACAGACAGGUGUGCAUGUGGAACUCGGUGGAACACAGGCUGGAAUGGACCAGGCUCGUAGAUGAACCAGGACACUGUGCAGAUUUUCAUCCAAGUGGCACAGUGGUGGCCAUAGGAACGCACUCAGGCAGGUGGUUUGUUCUGGAUGCAGAAACCAGAGAUCUAGUUUCUAUCCACACAGACGGGAAUGAACAGCUCUCUGUGAUGCGCUACUCAUUAGAUGGCACCUUCCUGGCUGUGGGAUCUCAUGACAACUUUAUUUACCUCUAUGUAGUCUCAGAAAAUGGAAGAAAGUACAGCAGACAUGGAAAGUGCACUGGACAUUCCAGCUAUAUCACACACCUUGACUGGUCUCCAGACAACAAGUACAUAAUGUCUAACUCGGGAGACUAUGAGAUCCUGUACUGGGACAUUCCAAAUGGCUGCAAACUAAUCAGGAAUCGAUCAGAUUGUAAGGACAUCGAUUGGACGACAUACACCUGUGUGCUAGGCUUUCAAGUCUUUGGUGUCUGGCCAGAAGGAUCUGAUGGGACAGAUAUCAAUGCACUGGUGCGAUCCCACAAUAGAAAGGUGAUAGCUGUUGCUGAUGACUUCUGCAAAGUCCAUCUGUUUCAGUAUCCCUGCUCCAAAGCAAAGGCUCCCAGUCACAAGUACAGUGCCCACAGCAGCCAUGUCACCAAUGUCAGCUUUACUCAUAAUGACAGUCACCUGAUUUCAACUGGUGGAAAAGACAUGAGCAUCAUUCAGUGGAAACUUGUGGAAAAGUUAUCUUUGCCUCAAAAUGAGAUUGUAGCUGACACCGCGCUCACCAAAGCCCCCAUCUCUUCCACUGAAAGCGUCACGCAGUCAGAUGCUCCCACACCACCUCCUUCCCAGCCCGUAAACGAGGCCGCUGAAGAAGAGAGCAGGAUAAGCAGUUCUCCCACGCUUCUGGAGAACAGCCUGGAGCAGACUGCGGGGCCCAGCGAAGACCACAGUGAGGAGCAGAGUGAGGGGGGCAGCGAAGACCUCGGUGAGCCUGCCUGUGAAGAGCCAGCCCCCGAGAUGAGUGAGGGGCGGAGCGCAGGCGCUCUUCCCGGGGACCAGCGAGACCCUUCACCCCUGCCCUAACGCCAGGACUUCAGUGCGGCUCGCUUUUUCCUUCAACUGCAUGAUGUGCUCUUGCGAUAAAGUUCAGAUAACAGGCCAGAAGUGAUGGAGAAUCACUAUUGAUGGAGAUUUUGGUUUCCACGUAAUCUGUUUUCAGUAGUCUUAUCUUCCGUCUCUUAAAUGCAGUCGACCUAAAGGUUCGGUUUGAUGUGUGCUGAAAAUUAACCAAACUUAAUAGUAGGAAAAGACUGAAACAUUAAUUGUGUCUCAGAAAUUACUGUGUACGUGAGUGGUAUGAUGUUAAUACUGGAAACAAAAACAGCGGUUGUAUAGAUUUUAAAUAAACCCCUCAUUAUCUGAGCAGGUUUUCUUCAGGAACAACCAGAGGCAUCACAAACACUGUUACUCAUCUGCUGGCUCAGACUGCUACUUUUUUUUUUUUUUUUUCCUAAUGCUGAAAAUCAGAAAAACAAAACAAAAACCAAAAAAAACCUUCUCUUACUGAGAUUCCCUCCCACCCCAAAUGUCUAGUGGAAAUUUUUUAGUCAAGAAAAACUUCAUUAGUGCCAUGAGCAGUGGUGUUGCCUUCUUAAAUAACAACACCCUUUUCUUACAUAGCCAGCAGAUGUCCAGAUGUGCUUGUUAGUCUACCAUGUAGGUGCUGCCUUUUCUAAGUCAGAGUGAGGAACAGUCCCUUAAUUUCCUGUGCGCAAAUCUAUUUUAUCUUAGAACUAAGAAAGCAGUGGUUUGUUAGAGAGCUUUUAAUGUAUAUUAAACCAUUGAUACUCCGAAAUAAUGGAUUCCUCCAAGGAUUCCUUUACUGGCCUAAACAUUUUCAAAUGUUUGGCGUUCAAGUGAGUGAACAGAAGAAACCGCAUGCCUAUAAAAUUAAACUUGGCUAAUCUUAGCUUAGCCUUCAUCAUAAUUUGCUCCUUCAAUAACAGAAAUAUUAAUAAAGUUUAAAUGAUUGAAUUGGUGCUUGAAAUUCACUGGUUUAGUUGUAAUUUUUAUACAGAUUAUUGAGGGAUAAAAUACUCAACAAAUUGCAAAUUCUUUUUUAUGUAAGUGUGAAUAAUAGUCAGGCAUUUUUUAUAAAUUGCAUACUUAACAGACCUGCUACACACAGUGAUUUUUCUCUGGUGGAGUUGCUUUAAGCCUUGCAAUUCUGAUGUGGCUAUCCUCUGCUGUUUGGGGGCAGUGCAUGUGUUAUUAUGCAUUGGAUAGUUGUUUUUUUAAGUUUUGUCAGAUUAUGUUUUUCUUAAGUAUGUGUUUCCUAUUUUCAAAAUAAUUACUGACAAAUAUGCAUUUCCUAUAUAUUUGUUUAUACUUUGAUUAUAAAAAGACUUUUAUUUUUUAACUUGCAAUGUUUUGAUAUCUUUUUUUUUUUUUU
Molecule: messenger RNA, 4603 nt
Organism: Balaenoptera ricei (Rice's whale)
Lineage: Eukaryota; Metazoa; Chordata; Mammalia; Artiodactyla; Balaenopteridae
Gene: EML4
Product: EMAP like 4
Exons: 24
Coding region: 256-3234 (992 amino acids)
Biological process (GO): microtubule cytoskeleton organization
Cellular component (GO): mitotic spindle
Molecular function (GO): microtubule binding
Source: RefSeq, a predicted model, not a curated record